Ananas comosus (pineapple) is the source of this 735-nucleotide messenger RNA. RefSeq names its product protein NUCLEAR FUSION DEFECTIVE 4-like. Gene Ontology annotation, cellular component: membrane. The record is from RefSeq and is a predicted model, not a curated record. Bases 1 to 735 code for a protein of 244 amino acids. NCBI's taxonomy places the organism in Eukaryota, Viridiplantae, Streptophyta, Magnoliopsida, Poales, Bromeliaceae. The transcript has 2 exons.
AUGUUGGCCGCGCUCCGAUCCCACUACUCGGACGAGGACGGGGUGGGGGCGGUGACGGCGGUGUGGGUGCAGUGCGCGUCGGGGAACAACUACACCUUCUCCAACUACUCGGACGCGCUCAAGUCGCUGAUGGGCCUCACCCAGCUGCAGCUCAACAGCCUCUCCGUCGCCAAGGAUGUCGGCAAGAUAUCGGCAUGGGACUAUUUUUCAUUUCCCUUUAACAAUUAUGUAUGCAUUUCUCUUCACAGGAAAUACGGUACGCCGAGGCCCGUAUGGAAUGCGGCCUCGCAGAUCCUAAUGGCCGUCGGAUACGUCGUGAUGGCCCUGGCCCUGCCGGGCUCCCUCUAUGUCGGCUCCAUCGUCGUCGGCCUAUGCUACGGCGUCCGCCUCGCGGUCACCGUCCCGACCGCAUCGGAGCUCUUCGGCCUCAAGUACUACGGCCUCAUCUACAACAUCCUCAUCCUCAACCUCCCCCUCGGCUCCUUCGUCUUCUCGGGCCUCCUGGCGGGCAUCCUCUACGACUCGGAGGCGACCGGGACAGCCGGCGGCGGCAACACGUGCGUCGGGGCCCACUGCUACCGGCUCGCGUUCGUGGUCAUGGCCGGCGCGUGCCUCGUCGGGUUCGGUUUGGAUGUGUUGCUGGCGUUCCGGACCAGGAAGGUGUAUCUUAGGAUCCAUGCCAGCAAAAAUUUGAAUAGAAAUAAGGAGGGAAAAGAGGGAGCUGGGAAGAGCUAA